This is a messenger RNA of Theileria orientalis strain Shintoku, 1230 nucleotides long. Its product is annotated as serine/threonine protein phosphatase 1, PP1-gamma catalytic subunit. Gene Ontology annotation, molecular function: protein serine/threonine phosphatase activity. Bases 1 to 1230 code for a protein of 409 amino acids. The record is from RefSeq and is a predicted model, not a curated record. Gene Ontology annotation, cellular component: cytoplasm; nucleus. Lineage: Eukaryota; Apicomplexa; Aconoidasida; Piroplasmida; Theileriidae. The transcript has 3 exons.
AUGGACUUAGAAUUGGACAGUGUAAUUGAGCGUCUGCUCGAGGUUCGCGGGAACCGUCCCAUAAAAUCCGUACAGCUCAGCGAGGACGAGAUCAGAGGCUUGUGCAUUAAAAGUCGAGAGAUUUUCUUAUCGCAAUCAAUUUUACUUGAGCUCGAGGCUCCCAUAAAAAUUUGCGGCGAUAUUCACGGUCAGUACUACGACCUUCUUCGUCUCUUCGAGUACGGUGGAUUCCCUCCCGUUUCCAACUACUUGUUUUUGGGUGACUACGUAGACAGGGGAAAGCAAAGUCUUGAGACUAUUUGUCUACUUUUAGCUUACAAGAUUAAGUACCCGGAAAAUUUCUUUUUGCUCCGAGGAAAUCACGAGUGUGCAUCUAUAAAUCGUAUAUAUGGCUUCUACGACGAAUGUAAACGCAGAUAUAGUAUAAAGUUAUGGAAGGCCUUUACCGACUGUUUUAAUUGUUUGCCUGUAGCGGCAAUCAUAGACGACAAGAUAUUCUGUAUGCACGGAGGCCUAUCCCCAGAGUUAACCACGAUGGAUCAAAUUAGGCAAAUUUCACGGCCUACUGACGUCCCGGAUACAGGAUUGUUGUGUGACCUUCUGUGGAGUGACCCCGACCCGAAUACCACCGGUUGGGGUGAGAACGACAGGGGUGUGUCGUUCACUUUCGGUUCCGAUAUAGUUGUAAAUUUUCUUGUAAAACAUGAGUUGGAUUUAAUUUGUCGUGCUCACCAGGUCGUGGAGGAUGGAUAUGAGUUCUUUUCGAAGCGUCGGCUUGUUACCCUCUUCAGUGCACCCAAUUAUUGCGGUGAAUUUGAUAAUGCCGGUGCAAUGAUGAGUGUAGACAAGACUCUGAUGUGUUCAUUUCAAGGUGAGUGCCCUGUAAAAGUUAGAGUCCAUGACGUUGCAGUCAAUGAGCCUCAGUCCGUAGUGCUCAAGUAUGAACUUGAGAAUCUUUAUGGUAACCUGAAUAUUCAUGAGCUAGUUGCCACUGGAGUUAGUAAUGGUGGCAUUGGUGGCAGUGGUAACCGUAAUAUCAAUAAAGUAGCAGUGCGCGCAGUAACUGACUUUGCAGCUAAUGUACUUACGUAUUGUCUGGUGCAGUGCGAUACAAAAAGUGUGAUUGAUAGGUUGUGCGAGGGAAUUCCCAUCACGACUGAGCCCGAAAUGUCCGAGUGCCCAAAGCCCUCGCACAAGUUAUUGUCCCUGUCCAGAAAUGCGAAUUUUUGA